UGGCAGAGUAUCCACACGUUCUUACUGGGGAUUGCGCAUGAGUGUUUGCAAUUUGCUCGGGCGUAGCCUGAGUUUAUUCGAGACUUCAACAGCGAUUGAUUAGUUUCGUCGAAUUAACACAAGCAGAAAAGUGAGAUGAGAUAGAAGUUGGACGAAACGAAGUCACUUAAGUUUUUGUUUUGGAAGCUGAAAUCAGCUUCGCCAUGGGGUGUUGCAGCAGUGCAGAGAGCAAGCGUGAUUGGAAGCCACUGGAGGAUAGACACUGCACAGAUAUUCCCUGGCUCAUCAUAUUCAUUGCUUUUUGUGCUGGAAUGGGAGGUAUCUGUAUCUUCGCCAUUACCACCGGAGCAGCCUCCAGACUCAUCUCUGGAUAUGACAGCUAUGGCAACAUCUGUGGCCAGAGAAACACCAAGAUCGAGGGAAUAGAACUCAGUGGACGGGACCUGACUGAAAAUAAGUUUGUUUUCUUUUUGGAGCCUUGCAACAUCAACUUCAUUAACAGGAAUGUCAAGUCAAUGGCUGUGUGUGUUUUCAAGUGCCCUGAUACUGAACUAAGGACAUACAAUGAUUUAAAGAAAUUUGCACUUGCCAAUGGAUCUCAACUCUGUUCCUAUGACAUUUCUCCAACAAGGUAUCCAAACCACCCAGACAGAUCUAGUAAAUGCCCCAAACUGCCAGUUCCACCAAGCAAAUCUGUUCCACUGCUCCACCGCUGUGUUCCUGUGGACAUCAGUUGUUACGCUGAGUUUGUGCAGGCCUUUGUCACCUUUGUCAACGAUAACAGUGUUUUAAACAAGGUCAUUGCUGGAGUCAUGGCCAGCAAGGAGAUCAUCAUGGGACUUUGUCUGCUGGCAUUAGUUCUCUCCUUGCUGCUGAUGGUGAUCAUCCGUUAUAUCUCAAUUGUACUGGUGUGGAUACUGACGGUCUUGGUUGUUCUGGGUUCCAUAGGUGGGACAGGCAUCCUCUGGUGGCUGUAUGUGGACCACAGGAGUGCCCUUAAUGAUAAAACCCUAUCGGUGUUUGGGAAAGAAGUGGUCUCGGACAAUGUUCAAGCCCUGCUUGUGUAUGCCAUCAUUGCUACUGUUUUCACGGUAAUUCUCCUCCUGCUGUUGUUCUUCAUGAGGAAGCGUGUAGCCCUUACCAUUGCCCUGUUCCAUGUGGCUGGUAAGGUAUUCAUCCAUCUGCCCCUGUUGGCGCUGCAGCCAUUUUGGACCUUUAUCAGCCUCAUGCUAUUCUGGGUCUAUUGGAUCGCUGUGCUCCUCUUCCUUGGCGUUUCAGGUAUCCCAGUUAAGAACAACUCAACAGGUCUUGCAGAGUACCAAAUGAAAGAACCUGUUCGGUACAUGGCGUGGUACCAUGCUGUUGGUCUCAUCUGGAUCAGUGAGUUCAUACUAGCCUUUCAGCAGAUGACAAUUGCUGGAGCUGUAGUUAAUUACUACUUCACAAGGAAUAAAUCGCAGCUCUCGCUCACUCCUAUCCUUUCAUCUGUGGUGCGUGUGUUGCGUUACCACUUGGGCACUAUAGCGAAAGGCUCCUUCAUCAUCACUCUUGUGAAGAUCCCACGUCUCAUCCUGAUGUACAUCCAUAGCCAGCUCAAAGGAAAAGAAAAUGCCUGUGCCCGAUGCAUGUUAAAAGCUUGUGUGUGCUGCCUGUGGUGUCUUGAGAAGUGUCUAGCAUAUCUUAAUCAAAAUGCUUAUACAGCAACAGCCAUCAACAGCACCAAUUUCUGUACCUCAGCCCGCGAUGCCUUCACAAUCCUGGUGGAGAACGCCCUCAGAGUGGCUGCCAUUAACACAGUUGGAGACUUUGUCCUCUUCCUUGGAAAGGUUAUAGUAGUUUCCUGUACAGCCUUUGCUGGGGUUUUGGCGCUGAACUACCAGAGAGAGUACACCGUAUGGGUUCUGCCUCUUCUCAUCGUGUGUCUGUUUGCCUUCUUGGUGGCCCACUGUUUCCUUUCUGUGUUUGAGAUUGUGGUAGAUGUCCUCUUCCUCUGUUUUGCUGUGGACACAAAGUAUAAUGAUGGCAGCCCUGGGAGAGAAUAUUUCAUGGACAAGGCCCUUAUGGAGUUUGUUGAGAACAGCAAGAAAAAAGGCCGUUACAAAGCAGAUGAGGGAGAGGGACGUGAGAUGAAGUCCAUGGCUCAUGGUGGGACUUUAGCAUGACUGGCCAAUGCAUACUACAUGUACUAAAAAUACCCAAAAAGCUUAACUCUUUGUGAAAUAUGGUCAUCCGUAUUUCACUCCAGGGACGUCAGUAUCAUGAUGCACUUUAUGGAGAAGCUUUACAUAGUUUUAAAGAAACGUGCUUUUUGUAAUGUCUGCCAUAAUCAGAGGAAAUGGGGCAUCCGGGUGGCGUGGCGGUCUAUUCCGUUGCUUACCAACAUGGGGCUCGCCAGUUUGAAUCCCCGUGUUACCUCCAGCUUGGUCAGGCGUCCCUACAGACAAAAUUGGCCAUGGAUGCAGGUGGAAAGCCAAAUGUGGGUAUGUGUCCUGGUCGCUGCACUAGCACCUCCUCUGGUCGGUGCAAUUGAAAAUGACAUUUUAUUUGAUGUGUUAAUCUGUGUGUAAUGCUUACACAUUUAAUAUGGCAGAUACAUUGUAUCAAAUGUAUGUUUUUCCAUUAAUAUUUUGGCUUUGUUUCAUAUCAUUGUAUUCAUUUGUUUUUUGCCAUCUUCCUUUUUUUGUCACCUUCCCCUUAAAUUUUAACAAGAAAUGAAAUAUAUUUCUUUUUCAGCAUUAUGUCAUGCAAAUAAAGCCAUUUGAAUUUGUUAGUUUCUGUCAAUAGUUCUGUGUUUAUUGUGGAAUGGAUAGUCAUGUUUUGUCCCAGGCUGAUUUAGUUGUUUUACUUUGUGCAAAGAUAAAGGGACAGAUCAUGGUGAAUAAACAAAAAC
Messenger RNA from Lampris incognitus (smalleye Pacific opah), 2890 nucleotides. Its product is annotated as choline transporter-like protein 1. The record is from RefSeq and is a predicted model, not a curated record. Gene Ontology annotation, biological process: transmembrane transport. Gene Ontology annotation, molecular function: transmembrane transporter activity. NCBI's taxonomy places the organism in Eukaryota, Metazoa, Chordata, Actinopteri, Lampriformes, Lampridae. The transcript is spliced from 16 exons. Gene Ontology annotation, cellular component: membrane. The coding region runs from base 204 to 2162 and encodes 652 amino acids.